Molecule: messenger RNA, 1233 nt
Organism: Penicillium waksmanii
Lineage: Eukaryota; Fungi; Ascomycota; Eurotiomycetes; Eurotiales; Aspergillaceae
Product: fumarylacetoacetate hydrolase family protein
Exons: 3
Coding region: 1-1233 (410 amino acids)
Biological process (GO): L-phenylalanine catabolic process; homogentisate catabolic process; L-tyrosine catabolic process
Molecular function (GO): fumarylacetoacetase activity
Source: RefSeq, a predicted model, not a curated record
AUGUCUUCUCCAGAGUACAGCGAUCAUUUUUCGAUCACCAACAUCCCGUUUGGUGUGGCAUCUUCUGAGAGCCAUCCGAAUCCACAAUGCGUGACUCGAUUGGGAAACAAGGUUAUUUUUCUUGUCGACAUACAACGAUCGGGAGUCUUCUCCAACAUCACAGGCCUAUUGGAAGGAAUAUUUGACAGCCCGACCCUGAAUAAGUACGCGGCUCUUCCCAGACCCAUUCAACGGGAGGUGAGAAGGGUGCUCCAAGAGACAUUGAAAAAGGCCCUACCGAUGGGUCUCGCCGAGGAUAUUGGCGCUGUCACUUUACAUCUGCCCAUUGCAGUUGGUGGGUUCACAGAUUUCUCAUGUAGUGUACACCACGUUCGCAAUGCAGGCCGAAUCAUUAUCAAUGAUGAAUCGGUCCCUCCGGGGUUUUUCAGUUUCCCAAUCGGAUACAACGGCCGUGCUAGCACCGUCUGUGUCUCGGGGACGCCAAUAGUUCGACCGAAAGGUCACUUCUUUGAUCGCUCGGCGCCGUCGGAGAAAAAGCCCAUUAUUUACGGUCCCUCGGAGGCCAUGGACUAUGAGCUAGAAGUGGGCGUGAUUAUCGGAAAUGGUGUGCCCAAGUUGCAGGGUUUGGAUGCGCGUGACGCAAAUGACCAUAUAUUCGGAAUGGUCCUUCUGAACGACUGGAGUGCUCGUGAUAUUCAGGGUUGCGAAAUGAUGCCGUUAGGACCUUUGAAUGGCAAGUCCUUCGGAACUAGCAUCUCUCCCUGGGUGAUCACCUUGGAUGCUUUAGAGCCCUUUGCCACCCCUGGUCCAAACCCUGAGGUUGCAUUAGCAAGCCAUCUUGAAGACGAUGUCAAUAAGUCAAGCUAUGAAAUAAACUUCAAGGUCGAAAUUAUUUCUGGGCAGCAUGUGACGACCGUGAGUGAAUCAAAAUAUACGGACUUGCACUGGAAUGGACCUCAAAUGGCGGCACAUUUGGCUAGCACCGGGGCAGACCUUCGCACGGGUGACAUUUUGGGCACAGGCACAGUGAGUGGUCCAAACGAGGGCAGUUUUGGCUGUUUGCUGGAGACCACAAAGGCUGGGAAAGAGCCUAUAACCUUGACUGAUGGCUCGGAGAGAAAGCUCUUGUUGGAUGGUGAUAUAGUCCGAAUGACCGGCGUGGUCGGUGGUGUGAACUCCGGUGUUGGAUUUGGCGAGUGUGUUGGCCAGCUCGUGGCGGCAGUGGAUGUAUGA